AUGGUAUAUAAGAAAGUUGUUUAUCGGACAUAUUCAGUUGCCUUUCAGCAACGGAUAGAUCUACAGUAUAAAGGUCUAUCUAUGGAGCAAAAGAUGGUCUUUACUUCCUACGCCACAAUUGAUUUUUCUGGAAAUAGACUUGAAGGAGAAAUUCCUGAAUCUAUCGGUCUCUUAAAGGCACUAAUCGCACUCAACUUAUCAAACAACGCCUUCACUGGCCAUAUUCCUUUGUCUUUGGCCAAUCUUAUGAAGCUCGAGUCACUAGACCUAUCAAGUAACCAGCUCUCUGGAACUAUUCCUAAUGGACUAGGGACUCUCUCGUUUUUGGCGUACAUGAACGUGUCUCACAACCAACUCAAUGGUAAAAUACCACAAGGAACACAAAUAACUGGGCAACCAAAAUCGUCAUUUGAAGGAAAUGCAGGGCUUUGUGGUUUCCCUCUUGAAGAAAGUUGCUUUGGGACUAAUCAGGCUAAAGAAGAAGAAGACGAUGAAGAAGAGGAACAAGUGUUGAACUGGGAAGGCGUGGCGAUAGGGUAUGGGUUUGGAGUGUUACUUGGAUUGGCAGUAGCACAAAUCAUUGCUUUGUAUAAACCGAAAUCGCUAAUUUGUUUGAGGAAGUGCGGACACCAUUAA
Messenger RNA from Capsella rubella, 636 nucleotides. RefSeq names its product receptor like protein 42. Gene Ontology annotation, molecular function: protein binding. The coding region runs from base 1 to 636 and encodes 211 amino acids. NCBI's taxonomy places the organism in Eukaryota, Viridiplantae, Streptophyta, Magnoliopsida, Brassicales, Brassicaceae. The record is from RefSeq and is a predicted model, not a curated record. The transcript has a single exon.